CUCACCUGCCCCGUCUGACGCUAGGGGGCGCCGCAGGCUGCCCGGCGCGCAGCUCGCUGCCCCGGAGCGCCGGGGCGGGGAGGCGGCGGCCAUGGACCGCUUCGUUUGGACCAGCGGCCUCCUGGAGAUCAACGAAACCCUAGUGAUCCAGCAGCGCGGGGUGCGAAUAUACGACGGCGAGGAGAAGAUAAAAUUUGAUGCUGGGACUCUCCUUCUUAGUACACACCGACUGAUUUGGAGAGAUCAGAAAAAUCAUGAGUGCUGCAUGGCCAUUCUUCUUUCCCAAAUUGUGUUCAUUGAAGAACAGGCGGCUGGAAUUGGGAAGAGUGCCAAAAUAGUGGUUCAUCUUCACCCAGCUCCUCCUAACAAAGAACCUGGCCCAUUCCAGAGUAGUAAGAACUCCUACAUCAAACUGUCCUUCAAAGAACAUGGCCAGAUUGAGUUUUACAGGCGUUUAUCAGAGGAAAUGACACAGAGAAGAUGGGAGAAUAUGCCAGUUUCCCAGUCAUUACAAACAAACAGAGGACCCCAGCCAGGAAGAAUAAGGGCUGUAGGAAUUGUAGGCAUUGAAAGGAAACUGGAAGAGAAAAGAAAAGAAACUGACAAAAACAUUUCUGAGGCCUUUGAAGACCUAAGCAAACUAAUGAUCAAGGCUAAGGAAAUGGUGGAAUUGUCAAAAUCAAUUGCUAAUAAAAUUAAAGACAAACAAGGUGACAUCACAGAAGAUGAGACCAUAAGGUUUAAAUCCUACUUACUGAGCAUGGGAAUAGCUAACCCAGUUACCAGAGAAACGUACGGCUCAGGCACACAAUACCACAUGCAGCUGGCCAAACAGCUGGCUGGAAUAUUGCAGGCGCCUUUAGAGGAACGAGGGGGAAUAAUGUCACUCACAGAGGUGUACUGCUUAGUAAACCGAGCUCGAGGAAUGGAAUUGCUCUCACCAGAAGAUUUAGUGAAUGCAUGCAAAAUGCUGGAAGCACUGAAAUUACCUCUCAGGCUCCGUGUGUUUGACAGUGGCGUCAUGGUAAUUGAGCUUCAGUCUCACAAGGAAGAGGAAAUGGUGGCCUCAGCCCUGGAGACAGUUUCGGAAAAGGGAUCCCUAACGUCAGAAGAGUUUGCUAAGCUCGUGGGAAUGUCUGUCCUCCUGGCCAAAGAAAGGUUGCUGCUUGCGGAGAAGAUGGGCCAUCUUUGCCGUGAUGACUCAGUGGAAGGCCUGCGUUUUUACCCAAAUUUAUUUAUGACACAGAGCUAAGGGUUUUGUAUUUAAAAUCAUUUUUGUCCAUAUGCUUGCAUCAUAUAGAGGUUGUAUGACAUUGAGCUAAGAGAUAAACCCUGAUCAACUGCUUGCAUCAUAUAGAGGUUGUAUGACAUUGAGCUAAGAGAUAAACCCUGAUCAACUGAGAAUUUAUUCGAACUUUACGGUAUAAUGUAAAACUCUUUUAAUUUUUCACUAAAUAUGGUCCAGGAAAUUUAUUUAGGAUACACAUAGGAAAAUACAGAAAAGUGAAUGCCAACAUGACUUUAAAAGCAUACUAUACUUGUGCAGAAGCCUGAGUUUAACUUGAAAUAUAGUGCAUUUUUAACUUGAUCCUCAAAUCUAAUUAUUUUGUAAAGAAGGGAAUUUAGUUUUGCAGAGAAUAAAAAGAGAAGUUGCAUGUUCGGACAGGUUAGAUGAUUAUUUGGGUGUGACUGAAAUUCACCAAAUUAUACAUGACAACUUGGGACAAAAUAUCAUACUGCAGCAUUGCUAUAUGAGGCUCCUGCCAAGGGCUUUUGGAAGCAGUCGUAGGCAUGUCUUCAACAUACCAAAUAAAACAGCUUUAAAAAUGAAA
Messenger RNA from Saimiri boliviensis boliviensis (Bolivian squirrel monkey), 1832 nucleotides. RefSeq names its product vacuolar protein sorting 36 homolog (gene VPS36). Gene Ontology annotation, cellular component: late endosome membrane; ESCRT II complex. Gene Ontology annotation, biological process: protein transport to vacuole involved in ubiquitin-dependent protein catabolic process via the multivesicular body sorting pathway. The record is from RefSeq and is a predicted model, not a curated record. Gene Ontology annotation, molecular function: ubiquitin binding; phosphatidylinositol-3-phosphate binding. Lineage: Eukaryota; Metazoa; Chordata; Mammalia; Primates; Cebidae.